This is a messenger RNA of Myxocyprinus asiaticus (Chinese sucker), 2997 nucleotides long. It is a transcript of the gene b3gnt2a, whose product is annotated as UDP-GlcNAc:betaGal beta-1,3-N-acetylglucosaminyltransferase 2a. The transcript is spliced from 2 exons. The record is from RefSeq and is a predicted model, not a curated record. The coding region runs from base 140 to 1522 and encodes 460 amino acids. NCBI's taxonomy places the organism in Eukaryota, Metazoa, Chordata, Actinopteri, Cypriniformes, Catostomidae. Gene Ontology annotation, cellular component: membrane. Gene Ontology annotation, molecular function: hexosyltransferase activity.
UCUUGUGUGAGAGAGACAAACCAUGUGACAGUGUGGGAAAUACAGAGUGAAAUAGAAAACUGAGCUAGAGGAGAAAAGAUAGAUUAAGAAUGAAGGUGUUGGACUGAGUGAAAAUACUAAAGACAGGUGAACUGGUUGGAUGAAUUGGAGAUCUUUGGUUAGGUAUGAAACAGCUGAUAUGCAGCAGGUUCACCCUUCACUGCUCUGGUGCGAUCACAGGAGGAGAAACACUGGACGCUUCAGAUCGGAUUCAGUCAUGGAGCUCACCUUAGACUUGCCCUGCAGAUGUCCUCGCUGUCGUAGGGGCAUCUUCAAGAUGCAGAGCAAUUGGAGGACAACAAAGCUGCUUGGAGUGCUGAUGAUAGCCAACUUCGUCAUUUACUUCAUGGUAGAAUUGUCCCGAAGUAAUGGCCAGGGACAAGAUGUCCACAAACGAUGGAAAGUCCCAUCCAAAGAGUUCUGGAGUAAGCCUGAGGUCACUACAGCAUUCUGGAAUCAUGAGCAACAUCGUCUUGACGACAUCUACUACCUGCCCCUUGCCAGUGGCAACGAGUCCCUCAGAGAAUUUCCAGGAAUCCCUCGUUGGCUGAAUCAGACAAGUCAUGCAGGUCCGUGCCAGCCAGACAUAAGAAUCACAACACAAAUAAAAGACUUCAAAUCUCUUCCACAGCGUUUCCAGGACUUCCUCUUGUACAUUGGAUGCAGGUCGUAUCCCCUGAUAACGGAUGCACCCAAUGUAUGUUCCAAACCUCCUUUCCUGUUGCUUGCGAUAAAGUCCAUUGCGCCACAUUUCGACCGACGACAGGCCAUUCGAGAAUCAUGGGGGCGUGCCGGUAUCCUCGACAACCGGCGCAUUGCCACAGUGUUCCUCCUUGGCAACACUACCGUGGCAGACCAUUUCCCAGACUUGUCGGACAUGGUCAAGUAUGAAGCAGCAUUGUACGGCGACGUUUUGCAGUGGGGCUACCGCGAUUCAUUCUUUAAUCUCACCUUGAAGGAAGUGCUCUUUCUGGAGUGGUUUGGAAAUCAUUGCCCCUCUGCCCAGUACAUCUUUAAAGGCGAUGACGACGUUUUCGUUAAUACACGGCAUAUUCUGGAGUUCCUAGGUAACUUGACGGUGACCAGUGCGAGAGACCUCUUUAUUGGAGAUGUGAUCACCAAUGCUGGACCGCACCGGGACAAAAAGCUCAAGUAUUACAUCCCAGAAAGUGUGUUUGUUGGGGGUUAUCCUCCGUACGCAGGUGGAGGAGGCUACCUGUACUCAGGUAAUCUAGGGUUACGACUAAGAACUAUCUCCCGCUUGGUCAUGUUGUACCCAAUCGAUGACGUGUACACUGGGAUGUGUUUGCGGAAACUGGGCUUAGUGCCAGAGAAACACAAAGGCUUUAAGACCUUUGACAUUGAGGAAAAGUACAAAGACGAACCUUGUGCUUAUAAAAGUUUGAUGCUGGUCCAUCCGAGGAGCCCACAAGAGAUGAUUAAGAUCUGGUCUUGGAUAAAUGACCCCAAAACUAAUUGCUAGAAGUGAGAUAUUUUAAACUCGACAUGAAAUGACAUUUCCAGCCCAAUUUGGGACAUGAUUUUAUCCAUUGGGAAUUGAUUGGAUUGUGAAAAGUGUUCUCUGUAUGACAACUGGCUGGAGGGGAGUUUUUGAAAAGUACGAGGGCAUCAGCCUAAAAGAAAAGUCGUUUCAGAGGGGGAGCAAGGUAUUCCAUUUUGAUGAAAGCUUAAAAAGACAAAGAUAUAUAUAUAUAUAUAUAUAUAUAUAUAUAUAUAUAUAUAUAUAUAUAUAUAUAUAUAUAUUUAUUUAUUUUUUAUUUUUACUAUGGAAUAACGUGCACUGAUGAUUGCUGAAAAUAAGACCAGGAAUGCGUAUUAAGAAGGUAAAUAUGGUACAUUUUGAUUUCAGGUUGACUUUCAGGACUUCAUCGAAUUUUUCUCUGCUUUGUAAAGAACCUUAAAGCUUCCACUUUUAAAGCUGAAUUAUGUAACUUUUUCAGUGUUAAAAUACAGUACUUUCUUCUAUCCCACUUUAAUAUGCAGAGACAACUAUGAGUAAGCCAUUCAUAGAUUAAUUUUCUCGAAAACUGUAAACACUGUGUCUCUGUGGCUUGUUUAGAGAGACCCGCUUAGACUCGCCCCAACAAUGUUAUUCAACCAAUGGCGUGAGCUGGGGGUGGGGCUAUUUUUGCAAUUCCAUUCGGUGGUGCUAGUGUGGCAGAACUUACAUUAGCUUUAACUCAAAUCAGUAAAGUACGACAUGAUGCACUAUGACAGACAAGAAUCAGGGUGUGUCUUCAUGAUAAAGAGCUAAAGAUACCUUUUUAUCUUUGUUCUGUGUUGAGACAUUAUCUGUUGUCAUUUUAAUUUAUGUCUCAUGUCUGUUCUUAUGUACAGGUUGAAAAAGCAGAGCUGUGCUAUGAAGCAACUAUACUCUGUUUGGAAAUGUUGUUCUAAACAGUAAUGUUGUCAUUUUUUUAAUGCUAUUUGUGAGCUUUUUGACUUUUCUAGCAUUAAAAAAUGUAAUCCAUAUUUCUUCAGGAUGCUGCUAUUUUAUUACCAACGUCUGAUUUGAACAACACUAUCAAAACAAUGACUAUAUUAGAGGUUUUAAUAGUUAAAUUGUAUACUAUUUGUGCAAAAGGCACAGCCAGUUUUGACCUUUGCACCAUUGUUGUAGGGUAUCAUUAGACGUUUACAACACACACACACACACACACACACACACACAGAACUGUUUAAGCCUCUGACGUUCAAAGUCAAACAAAAUCCCAUUACUGCUGAAUUCUCUGUUAACUCCAUAGGGAGAAAGAUCACAAAAGAUCGGAUAUCCAUGCAAUAUUUACUGUGAAGUUCAGUAUGUGUGUAGUCUUGGACAUGGAUGUAAAAUAAGCUCUGAAAUAGGUUUGACCCUUAUAAAGGAAACUUGUUUUAACAUUUCCAUUACACACUCAGUGUUUUGUUUGUAUUCAGACUAAUAAAGUUCUGCUGUAUUCA